CGGAACCAAUGAGAUAGCGGUGGUCCAGGAUGUCACCGGAAAUAGAAAGGGCGGUGCUUGGUGCCGUUCUCUUGUUGCCGGAACCAAUGAGAUAGCGGGUGGUCCAGGAUGUCACAGGAAUGAAAAAGGGCGGUGUUUUGGACGGCUGCCUUGUUGCCGGAACCAAUGAGAUAGCGGUGGUCCAGGAAGUCACAGGACAGAGAAGGGCGGUGCUUGGGACGGCUGGCUUUUUCCCGGAACCAAUGAGAUAGCGGAUCAGUACACAGGAAGCAGCAUUCCUGCACUGCCUGUCUGAAUAGAAGCCAGAAGACUAACAGCAUCAACCAUCAGUGCCAGCAAAAUCGCUGUUUCCAUACUUCAGCAAACAUCAGGGCUGUGGGAAACCCAGGAUGGACAUGCUGCCUUUCUACAUGGCAUUGGUUUUAGAAUCGUUUGCGUCUUAGGAAAAUUCUUAGCUAAUAAUUAGUACCUGAGUAUUAGGUCUGUCUCUAGACGGUGGGAGCAAUGGCUGUGGCUCUAUUAGAUGACUGGUGUAAGGGGAUGGACCUGGAUCCCAAGAAGGCAGUGCUCGUUGUGGGCAUCCCUGUGCAGUGCAGUCAGGCUGAGAUAGCAGACACUCUGAAGGAAGGCUUACCUCCUUUGUGUGCUCACAAGGUGAUAGGUAGAAUGUUUAGGAGGGAAGACAAUGCUAAGGCGGUCUUAAUUGAACUGACGGAAGUUGUCGAUUAUACUAUGAUGCCCACUCAUAUACCAGCAGCAGGGGGGGCCUGGGAAGUGGUAGUCAAACCCCGUAGCCCAGAUAAUGAGUUUAUCAAUAAGCUGAUCUACUUUCUGAAAGAUGAAGGACGGAGAAUGGUAGAUGUAGCCAAAGCCCUGGGGUUUAGCACUGCCCCUACAGUGAGCAUGGAGCUAAGGAAUUCAGACCAAGACAAACCAGAAGGUUUGAAGUCUUUGUGCAAUAGCGUGUGUUACCGAAAACUGAAAGUGUUUUCUGGCAGUCCCUUUCCAGGCCCAGGAGAGGAGACCUUUGAAACCUGGUUAGAGGAGGUCACUGAGAGGAUGCACUUAUGGCAGGUGGGUGAGGAAGAGAAGAAGCGGCGCCUUCUAGAGAGCCUGCGAGGCUCUGCCCUGUCAAUUAUGCAGGCACUAGGGGCCAGCAGUGACUCCCUAACUAUGGAGCAGUGCUUGAAAGCACUAAAGCAGGUCUUUGGGAAUAAAGAGGACUGUAAGAUCUUACAGUUCCGAUGCCUUCAGAAUCCGAUUUCCUCUCAGAAAGCUGCAGAGAAGCUGUCUGACUAUUUGCUGCGCUUAGAGCCCCUCCUGCGGAAAGCAGCGCAGCAGAGCCCCAUGGCAGCACACAGCACAGACUCGAUUCGCCUCCAGCAUGUCUUAGCUCAAGUCUCCCUGACCACUGGCCUUAGGCGCAGGCUGUCCCUCUUAGAGCAGCAAGGGUGCCCACCUACUUUUCUGGAGUUAAUGAAACUCACUCAAGAGGAAGAAGAGUGGGAGACCAACAUGGUGGAGAAGGAGGAGCAGAAUCAGGCUGGGAAGGAGAGUGGGACGUGUGAGGCAGCAGCAGAUCAGGUUACCACCCAGGCAGGGUUCUUGCGGGAGAUCAGCACCCAGACCACAGGAGAGGAAAUUAUAUCAGUGAAACGGAGGCGACUGCUAUGGAGACCCAGUGCUGGGGAGGAGGGGCCUCUGGGGCAGUCAAGUUUGGGGGCUAAAAAUGAACCUGAGGAGCAGAAACCCCAUGUUGUAGCUCAGGAGUCGGGAAACGAGAGAGGGGCUGGGGCCAUGAGCCACCCCAACCCCAGGGAAAUAUAGGCUCAAGAGAUCCAGAGAUUCCUUCUUCUAGCAGGCAACAAAGAUACCUUGGCAAAAUGAUGGGGCAGCCCAGACAUGGCAGGGGACUUAAAUUGUACAGAAGGGCAAGAUGGCCAGGGCCAGGAUAAGGCAUCUCACAGGCCACUAAUUAGAAAUGAUUCUAACAAGCAAAAACAAGCUCCACCUAGCUCAGUGACUACCAUAUCCCAGGCUCGUGGAGAGUACCAGAAAAAGAAAUGGGGAACUACUAUAGCCAAACUUCAGGGUGAUCCAGACUCCAGUUGGGAUGCUAGUGAAUCGGAGGAUGAAGGUAGUGAGGGCGGUGACUCUGAGCUAAGAAUGCCCACUGGCACUGAAGCAAGACAGGGCUUGGAGGAACCGAUCACAGGGCUGUCCUGGCCAGAGAGAACCAAUGCCUGGGGAGAAGUGCAGCAAGGCCGGGAGACAGCGCUCCGGAGAGGAGGCCGCAGGAUCCAGCCCGUCUUCAGGAUCAUCUACACUGCUCUAGGGGAGCCUCACGAGGGCAGCACCCUUGAGUCCUUUCGUGAGUGAAACACCAGGGUCCCUGGACCCAAAGGCCCCGGGACACCAGUGCCAGCCCGGAGGCAGAUCCCAUCCUGGCACCCCGGCAGGACUGUGAGUGGGGGGAAGACAGCAGUGCCCAAGAAGAUCCCCGGGCUGGGGGUGCGUACCCAGCACCAUAAGAUUUGUGCCCUCAGCUGGUCUGAGAGCCCGUGAGUGUGCAGGACAGAUUGGUGUGGACGAGGAGGUGGAAGAGCAGCAGCAGGAGGACUUGGUGGGGCGGUAGUUUGUUCUGCUCUCUUUUGUCCAGGGCUGCUGGAGAAUUCCAGAGAGCAAGCAAGGAGAGCCUGGUGAAUACAACUCGGCAGGCAGCUGCCACGGCUGGCCCCCAACCCUGCCCACCCGAGAGGGUGGCCUGGCGCUGCUGCCGAGGUGCCAUCCUCCGUCUGCCACCCACACCAGACGGGUGGAAGUUACAGAAGAGGCCGCCUCAAGGGUUCUUUCUGCCUGGCUCUCCCAACACGGAUGCCCCCUCCCCAUGGCCAUCCCGAGGGAGGCUACUCCCGCCUCUGACACCCCCUCCCCCCACUUCUCUGCUAACCUCAUAGUGACCCACUCGGCUGUCCACCGAGUCCUUUUCCCCCUUGAGUGCUCAUCCCCCACCCGUUGCUUCUGUACCAAGCUGUGAGUGAAGUGUGUGUUAACUUGAGCAGCUAGAGGCCCUGACUACCUGGUCAGGGGCCCCUACUCCCUGGCACGUGUUGUGAGCUUCUGUGAGCUGCUCUGCCAGCCAAGGCUGCCUAGCUCCCCUCCCACCGGUGUUGUGAACGCUCCUCGUCUGCUUUCCCGGUGUACAUCUAGGCCAUCUGCCUGCUGCUUGCUCUCCUGCAGAUGUGUGGGUGUUCUUACACGAUCAAGUGCUCCCUAGAAUCCCCAGGCCCAGUCCUGGAUGCCAGCGGGAAGCAAGGAUGUCGACAAGGGACUGGUUGAUUUUUGGGGUGGGACUGUGCUGUGAUCUAUGCCUGCUGUUACUUUCGACUAUUUUCUAAGGCUGGUGGGGUGCUGCAAGCAAGGCCCCCCAUUUCCUUGUGAUGAUGGGUCUGUGAUGCUGUAAGGCAGCACCGUCCUAUAGUGGUAAACCCUUGAGAGCAUUCAUAAGGGGCAUUACCAGAGCUCAUCUUGACAAGAGGCAAAUCUAGGGCACCUAAGACAGCAUAUUGUAGCAGAAGGUCCUUGUGUAGACAGGACCCUGUGAGGGGAAGGGCAGAGCCUGUAACUUCUAGUGCCCAUUGAAAGUUUCUGUGUUACCUUUUUUUUUAGUGGUUUUAGUACAAGUUUUUGUUGAAUAAAUUUCAUGAAUGUUCCAGCUAUGUUUUGCCUUUGCUGGGAGAGUUGGAGGGCAACAGUGGUGGCUGGGUGGACACUGGCAUGUGUCCAUGUUGUGACCAUGAAGGAGUCAGACUACCGGUAGCCAGUGGGUGUGGGGUACAAUAAUUAUCUGCCUUCCUGGGGUACUUGGUAUGAGUGGGAAUGCAGGGGCUGCAUGCUGAUGGGGGGUGCACUCCAGAAGGCAGGCGCCAGGAUUCCCGGAGUGUUGACCAGUGAAUAGGUGUGGAUGUGACUUGUGUAUGGAGGAGCAUGUUUUUGAAUGUUGGGAACAUUUGUGGCCAUCUCUGAAUGUGACUGUGUAUCGCUGAAGGUGAACAUGACUACGUCAUUGUAUGUGAGAAUGGGUGUAUUAGAGCAUGAGACUGGACUCAGUGAGGGUCUGCUGUCUUGAAUGUAUGUCGAUGGAUGUAAAUAAACGUGUUACUGAAUGAGUGUGACUGUCAUGUGCAGAGCUUGUGAACCAACGUUUUGUUUUGGUUUUGUUUGUUUGUUUUUUCGAGACAGGGUUUCUCUGUGGUUUUGGAGCCUGUCCUGGAACUAGCUCUGUAGACCAGGCUGGUCUCGAACUCACAGAGAUCCGCCUGCCUCUGCCUCCCGAGUGCUGGGAUUAAAGGCGUGCGCCACCACCGCCCGGCCGUGAACCAAUGUUUUAUAAGGUUGGUGGCUUCUGCUCCCCCUCAACCCUAGUCUCAUUUUCACAGAUUUUAUGCAUCACUCUCUCAUGGCCCAGUAGCAUCUAUGGUGGGCACUCAGGAAAUAUUUAUUAAUAAGUCAGCAAUUCUUUCUCUUCCUUUACGCUUACAGCUCCAAGGUUUACCUCCUCCAACUCAAGAGUAACUUGCCUCUCCCCAAACUUUUGGUAAUCUUUGUGUCUCAAUCUCCUGAGCAGCAGCAAUACAGGCAUGACCAUAUCCAGCUUGCUUUUGUAGCAAGAAUGGAUUCUGGUGAACCCAGGCCUAAAAUCAAGUUAUACUUAAGUGCACACAUAAACACAAAAAACAAAAAAUGUUUUUAAAAAGGAAAUCAUACUGAUGUGUAAUAUCUUAACAUUUAUUAUAAUUUGCAUACAUUAAUGUGGAUUAAGCAAAUAUAACUAGAAACUAAGCAAUUAAAAAGAAAAUAAUGAAAAGCCAACCCUCUUAAUUGCAGAAUUUUUUGAGAGAAAAGGGCUAUUUAAAUUCAAAUCAAUACUAAAACACUGUAAGCUGUCUUAGAGUAUUUUCCAUAUUUCUGAAACUGCUUAAAUGAUAGAGUACACCUUUAAGAUGGGGAAACUAUUCCACCAUGGCCUCUUUACUUUGGAUCCCAUCUUUGAGGCCUGCAAGGAGAUUCCCAAGUAACACUUCUAACCAAAGGGGAGAUUUUUACUAAUUCAUUUGGCACCCAUAUGUUACUGCCCACCAUCUGCCAAGUCCCGUGCUAGAAAUGAACUGAGAAAGACUAGUUGAUAAUUAGUGUGGGGAUGUGACCUACUGUAUUCUUUCUCCCCUUCAGAGUACAUGCAGCAGAUAAAUACACAAAUAAAUAGAAUGUUCUCUGAUAACUUGAUGGGAAGAACAAGUCCAUGCUUAAAUGUGAUUAGGACUCAGAAUCUGAAGAAAGAGAAGAGCUAUUUUAUAAGUAAAUCAAAUGAAGAGGCCUCAAUUUUGCAUCCCCAAAUCUUGAGGGCUAUUAUUGCUUUCAAGGAUCUUACUUUAAUGCUGCAGAGUGAAGCUGAAUCAGAGCAGUCUAUGAGCAAACUGCAGGGAUGAACCUGCCUUGCUCUGUCAGGCAUCAGCUUUUAGCGCUUUGAGUACCUGGGGACCUAGAAGUUGAUGUUGGUUUGAAACAGUCAAGACCAGAAAACAAGUCACUACUGCAACUGCACCGUCUACUGGAUGGCAAUUACAUUAUUGUGAUGCUUCAAGGAGGGAUCCAAGAAGCCCGGAGACGAGUGAAUUUCACACUUGCCAUUUCUAAGAGUAUGUCUCGGGGCAGGGUAUCAGGUAGGUAUCGGGACCCUCCACACAGUGCCUGGCCAGUGUCCUGACGAGAAAGUAUGGGCUCCAGAGAGAGACAACAUUGUUUCUACUGGAUUCUUUCCACUUUUCUUUAUUUCUAAGAUGAGAAUCUUAGAGACUAUUAAAAAGUUUAAAAGCCAGUGCUUUCAAUAAAAAAUUAUAUUACAAAAAAAAAAAAAAAA
Messenger RNA from Alexandromys fortis (reed vole), 5920 nucleotides. RefSeq names its product PNMA family member 5 (gene Pnma5). NCBI's taxonomy places the organism in Eukaryota, Metazoa, Chordata, Mammalia, Rodentia, Cricetidae. The record is from RefSeq and is a predicted model, not a curated record.